Molecule: messenger RNA, 658 nt
Organism: Blepharisma stoltei
Lineage: Eukaryota; Ciliophora; Heterotrichea; Heterotrichida; Blepharismidae
Source: the annotation of a GenBank genome assembly
AUGGGUUGUACAGCAAACAUAAAAGGCCACAAUUGUUCAGGAGAUGAAGAAGGUUAAGCUAACGUUAACGUUUUUGAAAACUUUCAGCAUCGCAAAGUGAGCUUUAAGUUUUUCUGCUUUCAGUAUCCUCAGUCAUCUUACUAACCUUGAUCUGGAGGGGAAAUCUUAGCAGCCUGCUAGCUGAAUUUCAGACUUCUCUAGUCUGGGCUUGAUUAUAUUAUUUUUUCUGAGGCUCUAGGCGAAAAUAAAACUUCGUUACUAAGGCGUAACGCCCAGUUUCGAGCCGGGAGAAUUGCACGAUUUCCCUUAUGGGGCUCCCCUAUCGGAUCUGAAUAUAAGUAUGCAUUCGGCAAAUCCCUACAACGCACUCCACCAGACCAGGCAAAACCUGACCGGACACACACUCCCAAAUGCAGUCCUCCCUUCCAUCAGGUCUCCGGCUACAGGUGUUCGAGGGAGGUUGGAUCACCACACGAUAUAAUAUAUAUAUAGGGAUGAAGAAACAUCAGAGGAAAAAAAUAAUAACCCGCCAGAUUUACCAAAAGCAGACCUAAGUCUAAGUCUACCAGCAAAUGGUAAAAGUUUCAAGAUCAGGGUUUACGGACCAACAACAAAUGGAUUAAUUAAUGAGCCUACUGUGGAAACAAUAAACGGUUAA